This is a messenger RNA of Daldinia caldariorum, 2826 nucleotides long. RefSeq lists its product as uncharacterized. NCBI's taxonomy places the organism in Eukaryota, Fungi, Ascomycota, Sordariomycetes, Xylariales, Hypoxylaceae. Bases 1 to 2826 code for a protein of 941 amino acids. The record is from RefSeq and is a predicted model, not a curated record. The transcript has a single exon. Gene Ontology annotation, molecular function: ATP binding; ATP hydrolysis activity.
AUGGCUCCCAACAAGGAUCUCAAGACUAAGGGCUUCAAGCCACGUUCACGACACAUCCGCGAAAAUGAUGGAACUUUCUUAGCUGUGCAGAAGGAAGUCGAGCGCCGCGAACAGAUCUUGGCCGAUCGUCGCCGUGUCGAAGCUAAAUGGCGACCUAAGAUACCCGAAGUACGCAAGGUUAACUUCGAGAACUUCAAAAACAGAUUCCACGAUCCUGACGAGCCCGACUACGCCGUCGAAGUCCUCGUGGCUGGAUCUAACCUGCAAGCCCAGGUACGCCGCGAGCUGGCUCUCCGGCGAAAGGAGGACCAUGCUCGUACUCGCCAGCAUAUGUUACUUGCUUACGGCCUUCCCCGUGAGCAAGUAUUUGAUUCGCGAUCUAAGAAUGCCGCCUCGGAAAAGUCAAAGAGAGAAAAGAAGGCCGAGGGCGCCCAGACGGCCGAGGGCGAGAUGCAGCGAAUUCGCAUUCAAUCCCAGCCCAUCCUAGGUCAUCUCACUUCGCUCCUGAAGGAUACCGAGCAGAAAUCCACACCUCGCACUUUCAUUAGGCCCUUCAAGGCCCUGGUGUACUUCCAGCCUAAGAUGAAAGAGAUUCUCGCUACUCUCGAAGAGAAGUGGGCUGAUUAUGAGGAUAUCGAAGAUAUUCAGUCUGUAGAUCUCCCGGAGAUCCCUGACAUGGAAAGCCUGAAGUCGAAAUCAAAGGACCGGGUUAAGAGUGACGUUAAGGGUGGUAAUGAUGGCGAGGAAGACCAAGACGACGACGACGAUGAUGAUGAUGAUGACAACGAGAGUCUCCAUUCGGUUGACUCGAACGCCGAAGACCUGGACACCAUUAUGGAUAGCCCCGAGGCUCUCAGGGACAUGCGAUGUUAUGUUAACUUCAUCGACAAGGAGGUCAUGCCUUUACACGACCGUUACUCUAAUAAGGCAGCGGAUAAGGUUAAAUUUGAUGACCUGUGGUCAGUCUUCAGACCCGGAGAAAUUAUUUAUAUGCCUUCAGCCGGAGAGACAUCAGGCCGGUAUCACGAAGUAUGGAGAAUAUAUAAAGUUAAAAUGGCAGAAGUCGAAGUAGAGUACCCAAGCAAAGUAGAAUGGGGGGGCUUCUUCCCUGACGAGCUGGCGGAUGAGAAGAAGGAUCAGUUCAAAAUCUACGCCUACUAUAUUGACCACGAUGGAGAUUCUUUUGGCGCUGUGCGCCACACCUUCCGUAUAGAGCCGUUUGUUGGCGAAAGGCUCAUCGAGUCUCUGGAAGUAUUUCCUAUCCGCUACCGACAGGACCACCAACAGCUCCUGGAGUCGCUCACGAAGCAGGGCCGGGAUUUCCAGAGGCUCCUUGUCGACAGGCAUCAAUCAUAUCAUGCCUGGACUUUGACGAGGAACCCUCCUUUCGACACCGAGGAACCAAACGAGGAGAUCUUAGAGAAGGAAAACUACGAGAAGAUGCGCCAUCCCGAAUUCGUUGAGAGCGACGUCAUCGUUGACCUGCAGGAAGCAUACCAGAAGCAUGGCGGUUGGCGUCCUUAUUUUCACCGACUAACUGUAAACAAAACAAUUUCCACCGAAACUGAGGAUGACUCAUUCGGCAUCCAACAGUGGAUGGACACUUCGCGAUCCAUUCGCUCCUACUCUCAGGCCGAGCUCGUGCAAAAAGUGGAUGGUGUCGAGUUAUGGCAGCGCCGUGAGAACCUCAACGUGGACAUGUUCUUACGCCAGAGAACGAAGGGCAGCCGUGUUCACGAGACGAACCCAGAGGCUCUGGAACUACGCGAGGAGGACCUCGUCCUUCUCCCCAAGCGUAUGUUCGCAUACGCACUACGCGAGCGCAAAUUCGUACCUGUCAACAUUCACUUCCUGAAGCCUAUCCGAAGGGAGCCAGGCGUAUUCGAGAACCUUAAGAUCUUGAAGGACUACAAGGAAAUCGUGCGAGGUCUCGUCGCUUCACAUUUCCAGAAGAAGGCCCUCGAGAGGCGAUACGUCGAUAUGUCGACUGAAGGACCGAGCCAGGACCUGAUCCAGAACAAGGGUCGCGGCCUGGUUGUCUUACUACAUGGUGUUCCUGGAGUAGGUAAAACAGCGACGGCCGAAGCUGUCGCAAUGGAGUAUCGAAAGCCCCUGUUCGUUAUCACUUGUGGCGACUUAGGUCUUACUCCGUCAGAAGUUGAGUAUUCGCUGACGAACGUCUUCCGCCUCGCGAAUCUGUGGGAUUGUGUUCUCCUACUAGACGAGGCCGACGUAUUCCUAUCGCAACGCUCCAAGGUCGACAUGAAGCGCAAUGCGUUGGUCUCUGUGUUUCUACGUGUGCUCGAAUACUACAACGGUUUAUUAUUCCUCACCACAAACCGAGUAAACACCAUCGACGAAGCUUUUAAGUCGCGUAUACACAUGUCGCUUUAUUAUCCACCCCUCGACAAAACCCAAACUGUGGAAAUCUUUCGCUUAAACCUUGCCAAGCUCCGGGAGAUCGAGUUGCAACGACACGCUAUGACGGGAGAGCCGCAGCUCGUGAUCAAGGACCGCGAGAUCAUCGAUUUUGCCGGAAGGCACUACGAGAGCAACGCCCGAUCUACCGGCUGCUGGAACGGUCGUCAGAUCCGCAAUGCUUUCCAGAUCGCGUCCAGCCUCGCGCACCACAACUACACCAUCGCUGUCGAAGCCGCGCGGGCGAACGGCCAACAGCCCCCCAUGGCGCCGGUACUGGACCGCAGCUUGUUCGAUAAGGUGCAGAUGUCGACACUGAGCUUCGACCGCCAUAUGAAGGAGUCGAAGGGAUUCGACUCUGACCUUCCCCUGAGGAACACCUUUUACGAGGAGGAGCAGUUUGAGUAA